CUCUCCUCAUGACUAUACUACUGCUUGUUCGGUGUCGAGUGUCGACUUUGUGCUCGGCUUACUCACGUGCAUAACCAUACACUUUGUCCUUCGUUGCCGUUCGAUGGCACAAAAAGCUGGGUUGUAGAUCUCGACAUGCCACCAGCUCACGUCGCUCAUGCACCGUUCGAUCCCAGUCAAUUUAAUCCGAUUCUUUAAUCUUCCGCUUGGCAAAAUCCUGUGGGGGGAAGACGAGAUCGAACUCGACCCCACAGAUUCAUCGCGAUGUCAUCCGUUCUCAAUCCUCUCUACUCCGACCGAUUUCUGUACUCAAUACCAUCGUAGGACAUGCUACACGAAGUGCUCCCAACCAUUCAGCGCGUUCCCUCUCGUUCUCGAAACAUGUCUUGCAUCGGGCUUCUGGGUACUGCGUUGGCGCCUUUCCAGACCGCCCAGGAUCGCGAGGAUGUCCAAUGAACUCCGAUGCUGUGAUUCCAGACGAAUAAUGCACUGGCGAAAUGCGCAUUUCCACAGCAGAUCUUCAUUCGUCCGGCUCGCCAUCAAAUCUCCCCUCAUUGGCCGUUUUAGGGCUCUUCAUUUCGCCGGGCGUAUCUUCAAGGCCUCAAUGGUAAUCGUCCGAUGCUCUGAGGAAAUCCAAUCUUUGUCCCUGGCUGAUCCAGGCUUUGUCUCGUCCCUGUCCAUGCUGCUUUAUUCAUUUUACGGGGUUCAUCCUAGAUGGAUAUUGUGAUGAUCAUCCUUCGACACAUUCAAUGUCGAAAUGUCGAAUAGACCACUGCAUCACAGAUCUAUAUCACAGAGCCACUAUUAUAACCACCCCGAUCUUAGUCGGUUACUAGUGUACGCCCC
Messenger RNA from Eremomyces bilateralis CBS 781.70, 846 nucleotides. RefSeq lists its product as uncharacterized. The record is from RefSeq and is a predicted model, not a curated record. Lineage: Eukaryota; Fungi; Ascomycota; Dothideomycetes; Eremomycetales; Eremomycetaceae. Bases 158 to 727 code for a protein of 189 amino acids. The transcript has 3 exons.